AAGAGAGGGACACGGAUCCUAGGGUAUAAAUUGAGACGAUGUGCUUGUGCCCGUGCAAUAUGUGGGGGCACUUGGUUGCCUCGUGCGCGCGAAGAAUGGGCAAAGGUGCGAGAGACGAAGUGAUCAUAGCCAAGGAGAAGUGGAUCCAGAGGCUGCACCGCAAAAUCUGCAACGCCUGGGAUGAAUUUGGACCUGACCACGGCCCAGUUAUCCGAGUUCCUGAUACAUUGGAGGACCGGCCGAAGCAAGGCCAUAACGAUGCCUCGUCAAAUGGCAAUCCUGGGUUGCCUCCUCACGUUCCGUACCACAGCGCCUCGAACUCCUCACGAAAUUCUGCUGAGUUUCUGUGGUCUGCUGCCACGCUCGACCAUCGUUCCAUUUCAGUAGAUUCGUCUCGCACCUCCGGUGAUCCGAGCGAAGCGUCAGACCCCAGCAAAAAUGCUUCUUCGAAAUAUUCCUGGCCAAAAAAUCGAAUCGUUCGUCAACCCAAGUGGCUGCAGGACGUGCCCGACAAAAACAUUGUGGAAGCGUUGAAAUCCAGUGAG
Molecule: messenger RNA, 545 nt
Organism: Notodromas monacha
Lineage: Eukaryota; Metazoa; Arthropoda; Ostracoda; Podocopida; Cyprididae
Source: the annotation of a GenBank genome assembly